Molecule: messenger RNA, 1011 nt
Organism: Oryzias latipes (Japanese medaka)
Lineage: Eukaryota; Metazoa; Chordata; Actinopteri; Beloniformes; Adrianichthyidae
Source: RefSeq, a predicted model, not a curated record
AUGGAGGAAGUGGAACUCUGUUUCCCAGAACUCCUCAACUCCUCCUGCAGGAGGACAAAGCCUUCUCCCUCUGCUGCUGUGCUCAUCCCCUUCAUGCUGAGCUUCGUCUCUCUGACCACCGUAACUUUUAAUGUGAACCUGAAAACUGUCAAAGACUCUGAUGUUGAGGUCACAAAGUUCUACCUCCUGUUCUGCAGGCGGCUCCACACUCCGACUAACCUCCUCAUCCUCUCUCUGGCGGUCUCUGAUUUCUGCGUGGGCUUCCUGAUUCUCUUCCAGAUUUUUUUUCUGGACGGCUGCUGGUAUCUGGGGGACCUGUUGUGUGUCUUUUACUAUGUUUUAGAUGUCGUCGUUACGUCUUCCUCCGUGGGAAACAUGGUUCUCAUAUCAGUUGACCGAUACGUAGCGAUUUGUUACCCUUUGCAUUAUCCCACCAAAGUCACUCUGAGCAGAGCUCGGCUCGCUGUGUCCCUCUGCUGGAUCUGCUCUCUGCUCUAUGACUUUGUGCUGAUGAGGGAAAACCUUAAACAUCCAGGAAAGGCUAACCUCUGCCUCGGAGAGUGUGUGAUUAGCUUUAGCAGUGCAGAAAAUGUCUCAGACCUUUUUAUCACGGUGGUCAUCCCCAUCACGGCCAUCACUGUCCUGUGUGUGAGGGUGUUUGUGGCGGCCGUGUCUCAGAUUCGGGCCAUCCGGCCUGGAGCUGCAGCUCAGCCUCAGAGGGGUGGUGUGACGGUGAGGAAGUCUGAGCUGAGAGCAGCCCGGACCCUCGGGGUGGUGGUUCUGGUUUUUCUUGUGUGUCUCCUUCCGUAUUACUGUGUCGUUCUGGAAGGCCCCGCCGACUUUGUCAAUGCUUCAUAUGUAGCUUUUGUCACAUCUGUGUUCUACCUGAACUCCUGCAUAAAUCCGCUGAUCUACGCCCUUUUCUACCCCUGGUUCAGAAAGUCUGUAAAAAUCAUUGUGACUUUUAAAGUUAUGAAACCUGGCUCUCGAGACAUAAAAAUGAUGUGAUGU